Molecule: messenger RNA, 1405 nt
Organism: Hevea brasiliensis (rubber tree)
Lineage: Eukaryota; Viridiplantae; Streptophyta; Magnoliopsida; Malpighiales; Euphorbiaceae
Exons: 2
Coding region: 255-1106 (283 amino acids)
Source: RefSeq, a predicted model, not a curated record
UCAUGCUCAUAUCUGUCUGUCUUCCGUGCCUCUGGUUUCAAUCUGAAUACUCCAACGACGCUAGAAGACACCAAGCUGCGGUGGCCUUAAUUAGCGCUCUUUACUAAUGAAAUUUCCACACAACACUCCAUGAAAAGCCCACCUUCUUUGAUCAUUAAUUCAACCCCUAGUUCAUAAUCAUCUUAUAUCAACCCAUCUCUUUGUUCCAAUUCCAUUUCCAAGAUCGAAAAAGGAAAAAAUUUUCCCUCUUAGAAAUGGAUCUUGAAGAAUGGGAAAUUCUGCCGCAUGGGGGAUUUCUUGAUUACAAUGAAGAUGGUGAAAAAAAGAAUUUUGCAGCAAGCAAACGCAGUUCUAAUUCAAAAAGUGUGUUCGAUAUGAACUACUUUGUGUGCCCAUCUUCACCUCCAAGAAAAACAAGGAUGGUGCCUAAUCAACUUGUCCCAGUUCCAUUUCAGUUGGAACCAACAAGAAUCACCACUGGUAAGGAUCAAGAGGAUAAAUCAAAGGCUAUUGACAUAAGGGUGAUGCCUUCUGUGAUCAUGCCAGAAGUCAAAGGUCCUGACAUAGCUUCAAAAGAAGCUGAUCAAGAUCCGGUUUCCCAAGUUUUCUUCAAGAAAAUGAAGGAAAAUGAAUUUGUCGACAUGAAAAUGGACUCUCCCAAGUCCCCAACAAGCAAAAGUUUUGUGCCUCCUCAAAUUGAUGCUGGCAAGUUUAACUUUGAGGAUAAAGGUGAGACCUUGGAGACCAAGAUUAGUUUCCCAAGAAUCAAGAAUGAAAAAGAAAUUGUGGAAGUGGAGGAGGUUAACUGGGAGGAGAAUAAUGGUGGCUUGAAUUUAUGGAAGUGGAGCUUGAAUGGGAUUGGAGCAAUUUGCUCCUUUGGUGUUGCAGCUGCUACUGUUUGUAUUAUCAUUUUUGGAAGCCAACAAAGAAACAAGCAGCAGCAGCAACAGAACCAAAAGCUGAGGUUCCAGAUUUUCAGUGAUGACAAGAGGAUCAAGCAAGUGGUUCACCAUGCAACAAAAUUCAAUGAAGCAAUUACAACAGUAAGAGGAGUUCCCAUUUCUAGAGCUCACAUAACUUAUGGAGGUUACUAUGAUGGUCUUUGAAGCAAAAUUCAUAUUGCUGUCAAUUGUAGUGAUGGAUCUGUCAUGCCUAUAUGUAAGCUUUUUCAAAGGUUUGUUCUUCAUAUUUUGUACAUGAAAAAAAAAAAAAAAAGGAGAGAUUCAUAUCUGUACAACUGUAUUAGAGAUUCCUUAUGCUUAUGUACAAGUCAGUUAUAAGAGGUCGGUAUCUUUAUUGUGGUCCACUUUAGCACUAGCUAACCAAUUAUCUACUUAAUCAAGCAGUCCCUAAAUAUUGUUAUAAUAGUUUUAAUGUAUAAUCAGAAUAUUUACAGAUUUUUGCA